This is a messenger RNA of Spinacia oleracea (spinach), 2232 nucleotides long. Its product is annotated as DEAD-box ATP-dependent RNA helicase 16. Gene Ontology annotation, cellular component: cytosol. The coding region runs from base 83 to 1843 and encodes 586 amino acids. Lineage: Eukaryota; Viridiplantae; Streptophyta; Magnoliopsida; Caryophyllales; Amaranthaceae. The record is from RefSeq and is a predicted model, not a curated record. The transcript is spliced from 15 exons. Gene Ontology annotation, molecular function: nucleic acid binding; RNA helicase activity; ATP binding.
UUUUUCCUCCUAAAAUCUAAAACCCUAAACCUCGGUUUUCUCUUUUCCCCUCGCUUCUCUGGUUCUCUCACCACCAUCUCCAAUGGCGAAUUCAUCAAACACAACCCAGAAAGAAGAAAUCGAAUUAGACGACGAAGAAAACCAGAGCUUCGAAGAUCUUAGCCUUGACCCUCGCCUUCUUCGAGCUCUUAUCAAAAAAGGCAUUAAAAAACCCACCCCUAUUCAGCGUGUCGCCAUCCCUUUAAUUCUCGAAGGGAAAGAUGUGGUUGCCAGAGCUAAAACUGGGUCAGGGAAGACAUUCGCUUAUCUUCUUCCAAUGCUUCAGAAAUUGUUAUUGGAUUCCGGUUCGAAUAAACGCCUUGCUCCCUCCUCGUUUAUUCUUGUUCCUACCCGCGAAUUAUGCCACCAGGUUUAUUCUGAAGUUACGUCUAUUAUAGAGUUGUGUAAAGCUCAAUUGAAAGCUGUUCAGCUCAUUAGAGGCAUGACUGCUGCUCAGAUGAAGCAGACGAUGUCCGGGCCUCCAGAUAUUCUAGUAUCAACACCUGCUUGUGUGCUUACUUGUUUGAAAGCUGGUAUUCUUCAGCCGAAAGCUAUUCAGGAUUCGCUUUCCAUGCUUGUUCUAGACGAGGCAGAUCUUUUGUUGAAUUAUGGCCAUGGAGAUGACCUAAGAUCUCUUACAGCCCAUGUCCCUAAACGCUGUCAAUGCCUCUUGAUGUCUGCUACACCAAGUGCUGAUGUUGAGAAGCUGAAGAAGCUUAUUCUGCACAAUCCCUAUAUUUUGACUUUGCCAGAGGUUGGUGGUAACAAGGAUGAGCUUAUUCCAAAUAAUGUGAACCAAUCUUGGGUUUCUUGCAAAAGCGAUCACGAUAAGUUCAUCUACAUUCUUGCUCUUUUAAAGUAUGAAUUCGUUGCCAAGAAAAUGCUCAUCUUCACUAAUACAAUCGACAUGGGAUUUCGGUUAAAACUUUUUCUAGAAAAGUUUGCAUUCAGAUCAGCUGUCUUAAAUGCUGAGUUGCCACAGAAUUCAAGGCUACAUAUGAUUGAGGAAUUCAAUGCGGGACUUUUUGAUUACUUAAUUGCAACCGAUAUCGGCCAAGCUGGAAAAGAUCAAGAGGAUAGUGUGAAAAAACCAGAGGGAAAAAACUCCAGAAAGCGCAAGAAGCCAAAAUUGGAUGCUGAAUUUGGUGUAGUGAGAGGCAUAGACUUCAAAAAUGUACUCACGGUUAUAAAUUUUGAGGUGCCUCAAACUGCUUCUGGAUAUGUGCAUCGAGUUGGACGGACUGGAAGAGCUUUUACUACUGGAGCAUCAGUUUCUCUUGUCUCUCCAGACGAGAUGGAAGCUUUUGAUGAGAUAAAGGCUACAUUAUCAGAUAAAGAAAGUGGUAAAGCAUACUUUAUUAAUUCAUUUAACAGCAAAGGACUAGACGAAGCAGUUAAAUCAUUGAGAUAUCGAGCUGAGGAUAUAUUAAGGAGUGUGACAAGUUUUUGUGUACGAGAAUCACGGGCACAGGAUUUAAGAAAUGAAAUACUGAACUCUGAAAAGUUGAAGUCCCAUUUCGAAGCUAACCCUAGAGACUUAGAUCUUUUGAAGCAUGACAAAGUUCUUAGUAAGAAAGAACCUCCGGCACAUCUACGCAAUAUCCCUGACUAUUUAGUGGAUCCAGCCACACAAGAAGCAAGCAACAUUGUGAAACUUACUCGAUUGGCAAUGGGUAAUAAUAGAAAGCCUAGUCAACGUCCUAGUCAGAAGAGAAAAUCAAAGAGAAAGCGGGACCCUCUGAAGACAUUGUCAGGCGAGGGAUCAAACCAACGAAACAAGAGAAAGAGGAGCAAUCAGAAAUGACUGAACUUGUAAUGCGAAGAAAAAGGUUCCAGGGCUUCAUAACAAACCGCUUUACGCGUUUGUGAUAUCGUUGGAAAUACAGGGUUUUCAACAUGGCGCGAAUUACUGAGAAGAUCCCCAUUGUUUCCCAGUUGGACCUUGCUGGGUUUUCCAAAUAGAGGACAAGAUGCCUGCACGUGUUCUCUGCGCCUUUUCAGAUUCUUUUGGACAGUUGCAGGGGAAAAUUGCAACUAUGAUAUAUGCAAUUUGAAGAACAUGACCAACUAAUCCAGAUGUAGGUAAUAUUUAUUCCCAAUUCGUAUUAGUACUUCUUAUGAUAAAGUCGAACCCAAAUGUGUAAUGGAUUUUUGAAUUCACCAAGUUAUAUACAAGGAAUUUUUGCUUCUGUA